CCCAGCCCUCGUAUCUCUUUUUUUUUUCUUUCCUUCUUCAUCCUCCCCAACCCUUCUACACUCUCUGCUAUCACUUCUCCGUGUUAGCAUUUCCUCUCUGAAGCAUCGUAUUAACGCUUCUUAUCUCAAUAAGUACAUUACUCCCUUCCCCUUCCCCCACUAACUGACGCAGCUGCGUGGGUUCCGUACUUUCAAAGUACUUCAACAGACAUUUUAAGUGGGCUUUUCACAUCGAGGGCUGUGGGCUUCAAAAUACUGCACAUCUUGUGGGCUCUGUGGGACAUUUUACAUUCCUCGUGGGUUUCAUUUCAGAUCAGUUGCGUAUCUGUGCCGGUCUCUGUGGGCUUGAACUCUGUCGGUUGCGGGUUACUUGUUGGGCAUCUACCAGCUGUGAUCAGAUCACUCCUGGCUGUUUCUAUCUCCUGAGGGUUCAUCACAUUUCUCCAUUCACAUUCAAAACCAAGAAAAAAAAAACUUACACGGGUGGCUAUUGAGGGAUUUGUUGGCUCUGCCGCACAAGAAAAAAAAAAACAAGCAAACAAACUCACUUGAUAUUCUACCACUAUCACAAUGUCGAAGACCAAGGUUUCCUCCAAGGUUGACAAGAAGGCCACCAAGGCUGUGUCCAAGGUCAAGGACACUGGUGUCACCAAGGCUGCUGCCUCCCCCGCUGCCAAGUCCAAGGUCGCUGCCAAGGAGAGCAAGACUUCCAGCAAGAACAAGAAGAAGGAGCCUACUCCCAGCUCCUCCGAGUCCGAGUCCGACAGCGAUGAGGACAUGAAGGAUGCUUCCUCCUCUUCCGAGAGCGAGAGCGAGGAUGAGAAGCCCGUGAAGAAGGCCUCCAAGAAGGUCGAGAAGAAGGAGGAGUCUUCUUCCGAGGAGUCUGACUCUUCUGAGUCCGAGUCCGAGGACGAGAAGCCUGCCCCUAAGAAGGCUGCUAAGAAGGAGGAGUCUUCCUCCGAGUCUGAGUCUGACUCCGAGUCCGAGUCCGAGUCCGAGGAUGAGAAGCCUGCCCCCAAGAAGGCUGAGAAGGCCGCUAAGAAGGAGAGCUCCGACUCUUCCGACUCCGAGUCUGAGUCUGAGUCUGAGUCUGAGGAUGAGGCUCCCGCUAAGGCUAAGAAGGCCGAGAAGGAGUCCUCCGAUUCCGAGUCCGAGUCCGGCUCUGACAGCUCCGACAGCUCCGACUCUGAGUCCGAGGCUGAGGAGAAGCCCUCCAAGAAGCGCAAGGCCGAGGAGGAGCCCGUCGCUGCUGCCAAGAAGUCCAAGACCGAGGAUGCCCCGGAGGGUGCUUCCUCCAACCUGUUCGUUGGUAACCUGUCCUGGAACGUUGAUGAGGACUGGCUCCAGCGCGAGUUCGCCGAGUUCGGUGAGCUCACUGGCUGCCGUAUCGUCACUGACCGUGAAUCUGGCCGCUCUCGUGGCUUCGGUUACGUCGAGUACUCCAGCGCUGCCGAUGCCGCCAAGGCCUUCGAGGCCAAGAAGGGUGCCGAGAUCGAUGGCCGUACCAUCAACCUGGACUACGCCGUUGCCCGCCAGAACAACCAGCAGGAGGGUGGCCGUGAGCGUGCUCAGACCCGUGCCAAGAGCUUCGGUGACUCUACCAGCCCCGAGAGCGACACUCUCUUCGUUGGCAACCUGCCCUUCAGCGCCUCCGAGGAUGCUCUCCGUGACGUCUUCGGUGAGCAGGGUACCAUCCUCGGUAUCCGUCUGCCCACCAACCCCGACGAUGGCCGCCCCAAGGGCUUCGGUUACGUCCAGUUCUCCUCCGUUGAGGAGGCUCGUAACGCUCACUCCCAGCUCCAGGGUGUUGACGUUGAGGGCCGUUCUCUCCGUCUGGACUUCAGCACUCCCCGUCCUCCUCGUGAGGGUGGUGGUGGCUUUGGCGGCCGCGGCGGUGGUCGCGGCGGUGGUCGCGGCAGCUUCGGUGGCCGCGGUGGUGGCCGUGGAGGUCGUGGUGGCUUCGGUGGCCGCGGCGGCGGUGGUGGCUUCGGCGGCCAGGGUGGCUACAACAAGGCCAAGGGCAGCAUCCCCGAGUUCAAGGGUACCAAGGUCACCUUCUAAGCUCGGAGCUUCCUUGCCUUUGCUUUUUUCUUGCUAACUGACACGAUCAUCAUUUUGCACUUUUUUGCGUGUAAUGUGGGCCAGGGGUUUUAAAAAGUUUCUGUAUUCUCGAUAGUCUCUGCAUAGGCUAAAUUGUAAUUUCAUACAUUUCUUCAUUCAAG
This is a messenger RNA of Penicillium brasilianum, 2222 nucleotides long. NCBI's taxonomy places the organism in Eukaryota, Fungi, Ascomycota, Eurotiomycetes, Eurotiales, Aspergillaceae. The record is from the annotation of a GenBank genome assembly.